Molecule: messenger RNA, 4575 nt
Organism: Kogia breviceps (pygmy sperm whale)
Lineage: Eukaryota; Metazoa; Chordata; Mammalia; Artiodactyla; Physeteridae
Source: RefSeq, a predicted model, not a curated record
AGUGGAAAACCUCUAGUGAAUUUUCCCGCAAUAGAAGCCCGUAAAAUUAGACCUUGAGAGGCAUUUGAGGUAAGGUAGUCUAUAAACUUCAGAUAUCUCUGCAGGCUUUUGAGUGUACCAUGCUCUUUUCCUGGAGAGGAGGCCCAGGAGCUCGGCUUUUGCUACUCUCGCUUCUGCUCCUCGCAGCCUGGGAGGCCGGGAGCGGCCAGAUCCACUACUCGGUUCCGGAGGAGGCCAAACACGGCACCUUCGUGGGCCGCAUCGCCCAGGACCUGGGGCUGGAGCUGGCGGAGCUGGUGCCGCGCCUGUUCCGGGUGGCGUCCAAAGGCCGCGGGGACCUUCUGGAGGUAAAUCUGCAGAAUGGCAUUUUGUUUGUGAAUUCGCGGAUCGACCGGGAGGAGCUGUGCGGGCGGAGCGCCGAGUGCAGCAUCCACCUGGAGGUGAUCGUGGACCGGCCGCUGCAGGUGUUCCAUGUGGAGGUGGAAGUUACAGAUAUUAACGACAACCCGCCUGUGUUCCCUGAAAGUGAAAAAAGAAUAAUCAUUGCUGAAUCUAGACCUCCGGAAACUCGGUUCCCACUAGAUGGCGCAUCUGAUGCAGAUAUUGGAGUAAACUCCGCCUUGACCUACCGAGUCUAUCCCAACGAUUAUUUCACUUUGGACACACAAAACAACCGUGAACAAACGUCUUCGUUAUCACUUGUGUUAAGGAAAUCAUUGGACAGAGAGGAAAUUCAGGAACAUAGUUUAUUAUUGACAGCUAGUGAUGGAGGCAAACCCGAGCUGACCGGCACAGUUCAGCUGCUGAUUACAAUCCUGGAUGUGAAUGAUAACGCCCCAGAAUUUGACCACUUAAUUUAUAAAGUGAGAAUGUUAGAGAAUGCAUUUAAUGGAACAUUAGUGAUCAAACUAAAUGCCACAGACCCUGAUGAUGGUAUAAAUGCAGACAUAAUUUACUCAUUUAGAAGACCUGUAUCGCCUGCAGUAUUAUAUGCGUUUUCCAUAAAUCCCGGCAGCGGAGAAAUUCGGACAAAAGGUAAAUUGGAUUUCGAAGAAAAGAAAUUGUAUGAAAUAUCCGUGGAAGCAACUGACAAGGGGAAUAUUCCAAUGGCGGGUCAUUGUACCAUUUUGGUGGAAAUAGUAGACAUAAAUGAUAACGCCCCAGAAGUUACCGUCACUUCUUUGGCUCUUCCGGUGCAAGAGGACGCUCAGGUGGGCACUGUCAUCGCCUUGAUCAGCGUGUCCGACCGUGACUCCGGCGCCAACGGGCAGGUGACCUGCUCACUAACACCCCAGGUCCCCUUCAAGCUGGUGUCCACCUUCAAGAAUUACUAUUCACUAGUGCUUGACAGCGUCCUGGACCGAGAGAGUGUGGCGAACUAUGAGGUGGUGGUGACAGCGCGGGACCGGGGCUCGCCUUCGCUGUCGGCCACAGCCAGCGUGUCCGUGGAGGUGGCCGACGUGAACGACAACGCGCCCGCGUUCGCACAGCCCGAGUACACGGUGUUGGUGAAGGAGAACAACCCGCCCGGCUGCCACAUCUUCACGGUGUCGGCGCGGGACGCGGACGCGCAGGAGAACGCGCUGGUGUCCUACUCGCUGGUGGAGCGGCGGGUGGGCGAGCGAGCGCUGUCGAGCUACGUGUCGGUGCACGCGGAGAGCGGCAAGGUGUACGCGCUGCAGCCGCUGGACCACGAGGAGCUGGAGCUGCUGCAGUUCCAGGUGAGCGCGCGCGACGCGGGCGUGCCGCCUCUGGGCAGCAACGUGACGCUGCAGGUGUUCGUGCUGGACGAGAACGACAACGCGCCCGCGCUGCUGCCGCCCGGGCCGGGCGGAGGGGCGAGCGCCCUGAGCCAGCUGGUGGCGCGGUCGGUGGGCGCGGGCCACGUGGUGGCGAAAGUGCGCGCAGUGGACGCGGACUCGGGCUACAACGCGUGGCUGUCGUACGAGCUGCAGCCGGCGGCGGGUGGCGCGCGCAGCCCGUUCCGCGUGGGGCUGUACACGGGCGAGAUCAGCACGACGCGCGCCCUGGACGAGGCGGACGCGCCGCGCCAGCGCCUGCUGGUGCUGGUGAAGGACCACGGCGAGCCGGCUCUGACGGCCACGGCCACCGUGCUGCUGUCGCUGGAGGACAGCGGCCAGGCGCCCAAGGCCUCUUCGCGGGCGUCGACGGGCGCCGCUGGCGCGAAGGCCGCUCUGGUGGAUGUGAACGUGUACUUGAUCAUCGCCAUCUGCGCGGUGUCCAGCCUGUUGGUGCUCACGCUGCUGCUGUACACGGCGCUGCGGUGCUCGGCGCCGCCCAGCGAGGGCGCGUGCGGGCCCGGGAAGCCCACGCUGGUGUGCUCCAGCGCGGUGGGGAGCUGGUCUUACUCGCAGCAGAGGCGGCAGAGGGUGUGCUCUGGGGAGGGGCCGCCCAAGACAGACCUCAUGGCCUUCAGCCCCAGCCUUCCUCCUUGUCUGAGUUCUGCAGAGGUAACAGGUGAAAGAGAACCGGAUUCAGAACAGUUGAAAGAGCCCCGACAUCCCAACCCUGACUGGCGUUACUCUGCCUCCCUGAGAGCAGGAAUGCACAGCUCUGUGCACCUGGAAGAGGCUGGCAUUCUACGAGCUGGUCCAGGAGGGCCUGAUCAGCAGUGGCCAACAGUAUCCAGUGCGACACCAGAACCAGAGGCAGGAGAGGUGUCCCCUCCAGUCGGUGCUGGUGUCAACAGCAACAGCUGGACCUUUAAAUACGGACCAGGCAACCCCAAACAAUCUGGUCCCGGUGAGUUGCCAGACAAAUUCAUUAUCCCAGGAUCUCCUGCAAUCAUCUCCAUCCGGCAGGAGCCUACUAACAGCCAAAUUGACAAAAGUGACUUCAUAACCUUCGGCAAAAAGGAGGAGACCAAGAAAAAGAAGAAAAAGAAGAAGGGUAACAAGACCCAGGAGAAAAAAGAGAAAGGGAACAGCACGACUGACAACAGUGACCAGUGAGGUCAUCUAAUGGAAACAAGCCACUUAGCCAGUUUUUGUAAUGAUGGCAAAAUCUCUCCCAUGUAGCAACUCCCUACUCCUUUUUCCUAUCCACAUGAGCCCUUUCUUAUAGACCUCAGAAAUCUGCAGAAAGUUCCCUAUGUCUGUCUAGAUCACAUUUAACAAGUUUUGUCUUAAAAGCUUUACUAAGUCUGGUGUUAACUCUCUCUCUCCACUCUGGCUUGUUUUCAGAACCUAAAAAGCAGACCCAAGUCUCCUUUCUCCUCCGCCACAAAGGAGAGGCUUCCCAGCCCCGCCAGUGAGAGGUUGGACUCUCUGCCCUGUGCUCCGGGGAUCCUGUCUUGAUGACACUUUCAGGGCAGGCUGAAAGGUUUUGAGAUUGAGCAGCUUGAGUGUCUGUGGCCACUGGGUAUGUGUGGCCACCGGGUAAUAUGUUGGCUGGGAUGGGCCAGAUUAGACUAGGAGGGCUGGGAAACAAAGGCAAAUCAACAGUGGGAAAUGUGAAACGAAAAGGUACCAGACUUUCUAAAUCUUACAACUGAAGAGGCGGUGGCCACCCUCUAGCAGACAAAACUCCCCCCAUUGACAAGGCUUUAGGAAUCCCUAAGUCUCUUGGCUGUGGUGUCAUUAUACCUAAAACCUGCAUUUAACCUACAAGCCAAUAGUUCAGUGUUUAACAGGGGGCCAACCAGGGCAACAGAAGCAGAUCUGAUGUGUUUCCUGUAUAUGUCCUUGUGCUCACUUUAUUAAAAAUUCUUUUGCACACAAUGUUAUGAAAAGGUCAGAUUCUUUUCCGACAACACAUAUGCAAAAGCAAAAGAAAACCCCAGCACCUCACUUUAUGCUGUUUGUUGAUAGAUUUAUUUAAAAAAGAGAAAAUCUAUAACUAUAAAUCUUUAAAGAGAAAUAUGAUGAAUUCAAUUCCCCUAAACUAUCCUCGAAAGAGAAUUCAGUCUACAGCCAUUUAAAUGAUCAUUGCUGCUACAGAAGUGCUUUAAGAGAAUUGCCUGAAACAUCUGUAUUAUACCGGCCACCUGCCAACCACAGCUUUACUCUUUCAGGUCACUCUGGGGCUGCCUCUUGCAUGUAUUAAUUAGUAAAUAAAAGGCUCUUUCUCUCUCUGUUUUCUAAGAAACAAUUAUGUGCACUUUGAAUACACAACCUUCUCUAACGAACUAUAUCAAGACCCAGAAAUUGAAGAAAAAUGUUGUUUUCUCAUACAUACAGUGAGCAGACUUUCCAGUCCUCUAAUUCUGUGAUUUGUCUUGGUGUGAUCGCCAACACCUUCUCUUUGGUUUAGUUUUCCUUUUCUAUAACACUCUGAAUUGCUAAUCUUGCUAACACCUAUGAUGUUACCUGAGCUCAAUCUCCCAUAUGUAUGCUGUAUGCUAUUAUAAGACUCCUGAUAUAUAUUUACUCUGUGCUUGUGUAUGUGAAUGUUACUGCAACUAUUACCUAGAGUGAACUUUAAGCUUUAUUGUUGAAUGUAAUUCCAUUAUAUUUCCUUUUGUACACCUGUGAAAAAGUGCAGUAGAGUUUUUUUAACCAUUGUUAAUCAACUUUUGUGUAUGAAAGACACAGUAAAAUUUCUUUCUUAAAUCAA